This is a messenger RNA of Homalodisca vitripennis (glassy-winged sharpshooter), 1653 nucleotides long. RefSeq names its product vesicular glutamate transporter 1-like. Gene Ontology annotation, biological process: monoatomic anion transport; transmembrane transport. Gene Ontology annotation, molecular function: transmembrane transporter activity. Gene Ontology annotation, cellular component: plasma membrane. The transcript is spliced from 10 exons. NCBI's taxonomy places the organism in Eukaryota, Metazoa, Arthropoda, Insecta, Hemiptera, Cicadellidae. The record is from RefSeq and is a predicted model, not a curated record. Bases 203 to 1549 code for a protein of 448 amino acids.
UGCCAAGGUCAAAGAAAUAAUUCAACGCUACGAGCAUGCUUGGAAUACUCAAACCUUACUAACGGGAAUGCAGAGAUCAGUUGCAGCUGGGACAUGGACAAACGCUCUGCACAGUCUGGGAAUUCACCAGUAUGGAUGUUCUGGAGGAGAAGACGACAUCUUAUCACUUUCCUAAUGUUCCUGGGACUCGCAAAUAUUUUAUAUGUUGAGGGUGAACCUCAAUGUAGGAAUCGUCGCCAUGAACGCCCCCUACAAAGUCACAUUGAGCAACGGCACAGUUGUUGAAAAGCAAGACUUCAACUGGAACUCCAAAAUGCAAGGUGUAGCCCUCAGCUCCUUCUUCUACGGUUACUCAUGUACGCAGCUGCUAGCGGGAUGGUUGGCCACCAGGUUUGGAGGCAAGAUUGUCUUUGGCCUGGGGGUGUUUGUAACAGCACUUAUGACCAUGGUCACCCCCCUCGCCGCCAACACCAGCUUCUAUCUGCUAGUUGCCGUCAGGAUCAUCGAGGGCGUCUUUGAGGGAGGAACAUACCCAUGUGCUCAAGCUAUAUACGCUCAAUGGGCACCACCCCAAGAACGUUCACGGAUAACAGGUGUUACAUUUAUGGGCAUCUCCGUGGGUUUAGUGGUGGGGCUACAGCUCUCAGGUAUCAUUGGCAGCUUGUUCGGAUGGUCACCAAUAUUCUACAUAACAGGGGUUGCUGGACUAGCGUGGUCGGCUGUUUGGUUCUAUGUCGCCAAGAACAGCCCAGAAGAGGAUCCCCACAUCUCAGCCGAAGAGCUUAAGUUCAUCAAGGAUUCCCUUGGAGAUAGCCACAACAAUUUAAAGGAAACCAUAAAGAUAAAACACCCCUGGGGAAAGAUUUUGACUUGUGUUCCUCUGUGGGCACUUAUAUUGUCCAACUUCUGCAUAAACUGGGGCCACUACACCAUCCUCACCCUGCUGCCAAUGUUUAUGAAAGACAUAUUCGACUACCAGCUGGCUAAUGCAGGUUUCAUCACGUCGGUGCCUUACAUCGUGAUGGCUAUUACCAUGCAAUUCGCCGGCAAUCUCGCCGAUUGGUUGGUCAACAAGAACAUAUUCUCUGCUACCAUGGUUCGUAAAGUUCUCAUCAGCGGAGCCUUCUUUAUCCAAGCGGUGUGUCUGGUACUGGUAGGCCACCUCACGUCGGUGUUCGGUGUGUUGCUCUGUCUCAUGAUAGAUGUCGGGACGGAAUCUUUCUCAAUGACGUCAUCGUUUGUAAAUUGCCUAGAGCUAGCCCCGCAACAUGCUAGCGUAAUGUUUGGACUGUCCAACACGGUUGGAACCUUGGCAGGCAGCAUCAGCCCCCUCGUCUCCGGGUUCAUAAUUACGGACCACAGUCAGGAGCAGUGGAGGAUUGUGUUCUAUAUCGCGAGUGCUGUUCUACUAGCAGGAGCACUGAUCUAUGGUGUUUUCGCUUCGGGAGAAAAGCAGCCCUGGGCCAUGGAGGAGAAGAUAGCAGAGAACAACUUCAGUUCCCAAAAGCACUCCCACGAUAACAAAGCAUAUGUUGAAGAACACCAGUGAUAUUUUGGAAAAAUAUAUUGUUGUUAUUGAAAAUAUAUUAUUUAUAAUCUAAAAAAUCUGAAUUUAGUUUUUAUGUUCCUAGUACAAUAAAAAAACAUAAGAGA